AUGCGAACUAAAACUGUUGAUUCGUAUAAUCACAAAUCCUUAUUGACUUUAUUAAGAAAAUAUUUGAAUGUAGCGCUACUAUUUAUUGCACCACUGUUAUGGUUAACAUUAGUUAUAUUCUCUUUACGUGGCGCAACAAUCGAUGAUGGAGGAAUUUUAAUACCUGGUCAACCAGGUAUUUUGCUAGGUAUAAACACCACUAUUAGAUACAUUAUUGCAUCUGUAAUCUCUUUAACAGUAGUUGAUGUGGUAGAGGCUAGUCUAAGGCAUUAUAAAAGUGAUAGCAUUCAGUUAAAUGGACUCGAGUUAUCAAACCUUAUCAAAUUAGGAAUUGAAAGAAGUUUUUUAGGAAUUAUAGCUUCGUUUCGAUAUAGACCAAAGGGACUUAGUAUGAUAUGGAUAUGGUUAGCUAUUGUUGUAAUUGUACCAUAUUUACUAGCAAUUGCGGACAUUGCAUUACAUUAUUGGGUCACAGCAGAAGUUGUAUUACAGGAAGGUCAACAUAAAAUUUUAAAUAAUGCGAUUCAAAUAGAUCCAAAAUGUGCAAAUACUGAAAAUAAUUCAUUUAGUGAAUUAAAUACUUGUGCUCAUUGGGAAGAUGUUACUGGAAGUGGAUUAAGAUAUCCAAAUUAUGUAAGUAAAUUUAAGAAAAAUUUAACCACAAACAUUAUGGGCUACUAUAUGAAUGAGGGAUUAGUCAUCAUGCCACGAUUAAAUGAUACGAUAUGGAAUGGGAAUAUUAAAUCAUAUACAAUUCAAGCUAAUUGUACCCCUGUUUCGACAUUAUGUAAUUUAACAUCUGAUUUCGGUGCACAAGCAAGUAUUAAGUGUCCUAGCAGCCUGUACAAUGUGAAUGGUAACGUAUUAAAUACAUCAAAUAUUAUCAUUCCACUUGGAAAAGGUGCUAGUCUUUAUAAUGUUUCAAUUCCCACUAGUUCAGGCCAAUUAGGAAAAUUGGAAUGGUUAAUAAGCGGGCAAUACGUCGGUAAUCCUUCAACAAAAUAUGAUAAAGAGUUUGUAACUACAUUACAUGGUCCAAAAGUUAUAAUUACAUACUGUAUCACGAAUAUAGUGGCAAGUACAAUAGAUUUCUCUAAAAGUUAUUGGAGUGUAAGAUUAGAUGAACCUUUAGAUGCUAAUACAACUCGUGCUGUAAGCUAUGGAAUUUUUGAAAUGAACAAAGAAUUAUUGAUUGCACUUAAAGCUGCUUCUUUUAAUGGGAGUAGCAUGUUCUUUGCACAAGAGGCUGAGCGCCAAUUAAAACUGGGAAUUGGUGGCAUGUUAGCAAGUGUUGCAGUAGGUAACAUUGAGCAAGGCCUUGGAGAAGUAUCUGUUGCUGAUAAUAUCACAUUAACACGAAUCGGAAUAAUGGCAUUAAUUCUGUACGGAAUAGCAUUAGUUAUCAUUCCUGUUAUAAUAGCCGGAUGGAUAUUAUUGAAUAGUGGUAAAUACAAAGAAGAAAUUGAUUCGAAUGGCCAUCCAGUUGUUGUACAAACUGUGCUUGCUGAAAUGAUAACUGGCACAGAUAGAAUAGUCUAUGACGCUAUAAGAGCCCCUUCCUGUAGAGCGUGUUUUAAUAGCAUUGAAUUUCAGCACCAAUUGCUCAGUCAAAAUCAAGCUGGUAUAGGACAUAGAGAUGGUCAUUUUGGUCUUUUUAAUGGUAUUGUUUCAUCAGCCGAGGGCGUUGUAAAUGCCGGAACUCUUACUUCUAAUGAAUGA
Molecule: messenger RNA, 1719 nt
Organism: Dentiscutata erythropus
Lineage: Eukaryota; Fungi; Glomeromycota; Glomeromycetes; Diversisporales; Gigasporaceae
Source: the annotation of a GenBank genome assembly